AGCACACUCUGAUUCCAGAGCUGCACUGGUACAGGGGAGGGAGCAAUGGCUAUUUAAAGAGGGUAAAAUAACACAAGAUCUUUAGCGCUGAGUAACCGCUUCCAAACAGACACAACGGGAUCGACUGAUCAUCUGUAUCACGGUUUAAAGAGGCAGGUUUUGACACCGUAGCCACGACGGUGCAUUUAUUCGCUGUCUUUUUCAAGACACUGACGAAUCCUCGGGAAGCGUGUAGGAGAAAAUGGGCAAAGAUUAUUACAAAAUAUUGGGAAUCGCAAAAGGAGCAUCAGAAGACGACAUCAAAAAGGCGUACAGAAAACAGGCUCUGAAAUGGCAUCCUGACAAAAACAAGACAGCCAAUGCGGAGGAGAAAUUCAAGGAGGUCGCGGAGGCUUAUGAUGUCCUUAGUGAUCCAAAGAAAAGAGAAAUAUAUGACCAGUACGGCGAAGAAGGCCUGAAAGGAGGUGGAGGGGCGACCGACGGGCCAGGAGGCAACUUCACCUACACAUUCCAUGGAGAUCCUCACGCGACGUUUGCCACGUUUUUCGGGGGAGCCAAUCCUUUCGAGAUAUUUUUUGGCAGGAAAGUUAAUGGACGAGAUGACGAUGACAUGGAGGUGGACGGAAAUGACCCCUUUGGCUCUUUCACGAGUUUUAACAUAAAUGGAUUUCCACGCGAGCGGCACGUCGGUCAGGGAGGCCCGCCGCGCAGAAAACAGGACCCCGCGAUCCACCACGAGCUCCGGGUGUCUCUAGAGGAGGUCUUUCACGGAUGCACCAAGCGCAUGAAAAUCUCACGCAAGCGCUUGAAUCCAGACGGUCGGACUUUGAGAACCGAGGACAAAAUCCUCACAAUUGAGAUCAAGCGUGGAUGGAAAGAGGGAACCAAAAUCACUUUUCCACGCGAGGGGGACGAAUCGCCUAAUACUAUUCCUGCCGAUAUCGUGUUUGUCAUUAAAGACAAGCCCCACGCCCACUUUCGCCGAGAGGGGUCUGAUAUCGUGUACCCGGUCCGGGUCAGUUUGCGCCAGUCAUUGUGUGGCUGCUCUGUCACCGUGUCGACAAUAGAUGGUAAAACGUGCAAUAUAAAGAUAACUGAUGUUGUCAAACCUGGCAUGAGGAAGAUCAUUGCUGGACAAGGACUGCCCUUGCCAAAGAACCCAGAACAAAGAGGGGACCUUAUUGUGGAGUUUGAUGUGAACUUUCCUGACAGUCUGCCAUCUAAUGCCAAGGAUGUCCUGAAACGACACUUACCGGUCUCAUAAAGUGAGCUAGGUUGGACUUUAGUGACAUUUCUACAUGAACAAUUCAGUCCCCUUCAUAGGUGGACUAAUAUGACAAAUCAAAUUUUGAGAAUGUGCAAUUUCUAUUUUUUAUCUAAAUCUGUGUUAAAUAUAUAUAUAUAUAUAUAUAU
This is a messenger RNA of Cyprinus carpio (common carp), 1413 nucleotides long. Its product is annotated as DnaJ heat shock protein family (Hsp40) member B4. The record is from RefSeq and is a predicted model, not a curated record. Gene Ontology annotation, cellular component: cytosol. Gene Ontology annotation, molecular function: protein-folding chaperone binding. NCBI's taxonomy places the organism in Eukaryota, Metazoa, Chordata, Actinopteri, Cypriniformes, Cyprinidae.